UUUUGAGGCCUUAAAGAUAUUUUAAAAGAAACCGCGGGAGAAGACUCCUACAUCUAACUCCAUUUAUCAACUGCCAUUCUCUCUCUCUCUGUCUGAAAACAUGACAACUGUUCUCUCCUUUGCUUCCAUCACUCCCAACCUUAAUUCCCACAACCAUAGUCUAAUUUUCCGACAAAAUUAUCACCCCAAAAUAUACAGAUUUCGAUGCAAUAGAGAGAACCCAAGAAGCAAUUCUUCUUCUUCUUCUUCUUCUAGUCCAGAAUCAUCCGAACCUGAGGCUGAGAAUGCGCUGCUCAAGGUAGCUUGGUAUAGCUCCGAGCUUUUGGGAAUUGCUGCUUCAUUUUUUCGUUCCCCUUCAAAUGUUGAAGCUCCUGAAACAGUUGUUGAGCUUUCUGGAGAUGGGUCUGGAGUGGCUGAUCGUUCUCUAGUAGUGGAAACCAUCAAAGAUGAUUUUCAAAGAUCAUAUUUCGUCACAGGAAACCUUACACUUGAUGCUUAUGAAGAGGAUUGUGAAUUUGCGGAUCCAGCAGGUUCCUUUAAAGGUCUUCGCCGUUUCAAAAGAAAUUGUACAAAUUUUGGAUCCCUUCUAGAGAAGUCAGAUAUGAAGCUUAUGAAGUGGGAAGACUUUGAGGAUAAGGGAAUUGGGCAUUGGCGAUUUAGCUGUAUAUUGUCAUUUCCUUGGAAGCCCAUUCUUUCUGCAACAGGAUAUACCGAGUAUUAUUUUGAUGUACAAUCUGGAAAAGUAUGCAGGCAUGUGGAGCACUGGAAUGUUCCCAAAAUGACUUUACUGAAGCAAAUUCUGAAGCCUAGCCGGGGUUUAUGGCGUAAGAGAAAGGAUGCUUGAGGUAGAUGAUGAUGAACCUUAUAGCUGACUGGGUUUCAACAAGUGACACACUCCCUAAUAAUAGAUAAUUAUAUGUUGAAAGAAAAAGGUUAAAUCAAUGUCAAUUCUCAACUGUUAGUGGAAUCUUCUAUUGUGAAAAAAAUCUUGCAAUAAGUUACAGGCUUACAGCCACAGGCCCACAGUGAAAGUAAAAUUUGUUUGACCAGCUAUGCUCUUCCAAGCAUGAUGAUUCUAUUGCUGUAUGUUUUUUCCUUCCAUACAUGAUCAGCAUUGGAGAGUUUGUCUUGGAAGUAAUAGUUCAACUAGAAUUUGUAGGGAAGAGAUUAUGUUUAUUUGUGGAUUAAUAUCCUAUUAGUCACAAAUCUAUGCUUUUAGCAUUUUAACUAAUUGUAAAAUAUGAGCUUCAGUGAAGGUCCAAACACUUCAUUUCUCUA
This is a messenger RNA of Quercus lobata, 1278 nucleotides long. RefSeq names its product Nuclear transport factor 2 (NTF2) family protein. NCBI's taxonomy places the organism in Eukaryota, Viridiplantae, Streptophyta, Magnoliopsida, Fagales, Fagaceae. The transcript has 5 exons. Bases 101 to 844 code for a protein of 247 amino acids. The record is from RefSeq and is a predicted model, not a curated record.